Molecule: messenger RNA, 2752 nt
Organism: Camellia sinensis
Lineage: Eukaryota; Viridiplantae; Streptophyta; Magnoliopsida; Ericales; Theaceae
Source: RefSeq, a predicted model, not a curated record
UGACUCUAGAAUAUUAUGUUUCAAUAACUUUUGGGAUAUCAAAAAAAUGAGCAUUAGCUUUUGGUUGCAAAACUCUAUUUUUGUCUAACACAAGUCUAAGGGUCGACACUAGAAUAAUCCUCAAGAGUGAUAAGUGUUCCAGAACAAAGGGUCGACACCAGAAAAGCAAGGGUCGACACCAAGGAGAAGCUGAAAAAACAACUAAGUGUUUCAGAUGCAAAGGUCGACACCAACAGCAGCAAGGGUCGACACCAAAAAGCAGUAUACACCUCAGCCGCAAGGGUCGACACCAAAAAGCAGUAUACACUUCAGCCGCAAGGGUCGACACUAAAUGAGAUAAGGGUUGACACGAGGAACACCUGUAAAUCAACUCAGGAAAGAAAAGACAGAGCAAAGGGUCGAUACCCAAUCUGCAGGGGUUGACACCUUUAUGUCUGGGUUGCAAAAAAAAACCUAGCCGCCAUCUUCCAAUUCAAAGAGGGUCUCAGUGACAUCAUCAUCAGACAGAUGUUAUUCUAAUCAAAAGGAAUUUUGGGACAAUAAUCUCUGACUUAAUGGAGGAAACAUUCUCCACUCACAGCACUCCCAAGAUUAGAAAAAGAAAAAGCAUGGAGACAACAUUAUAUCCAUCCACCAUAGUUUUGAAUCCCAAACAUGGGCAUCACUUCCUUUGAGGAAGCUCCAUCUCCAAUGGUCAGAUAAGAACUUGUACCAUCCAUGCUCCACUUACAACAGCUGGAAACUUUUUCCUUGUCUAGCUCCAACGGCUAAUAGACCCACGUGGGUGUGUUUUUUACUUCAAGAGAUAAGUCAGAUGGAGGCUAUAAAUCUGUAUCUUUUCCAGAUCUGAAAAAGACAGAAGAUACUCACUACAAAUACACUUAAGUAUACCGAGCAUCAUUUUCAAUCUCUGUGAUUUCACUUGUGUUCUCCUAUUUCAUAUCUAAGCAAGUCCUAAACUUACUUGUGAGCUUACACCUCCAUAUCCAUCUUUUGAGAGAUAGUAUUUGUCAAAGAGGACAGUUGGACCUCUCUUCCUAGUUCAUUAGUUUCUGAGUGAAACACUUGUAAAGUGAGGCUUUUCGUUGAGAGAUCCUCAACAGAUUGAAGCAAGUCAGUUGUAAAAAUCCACAAGUUGGGAAAAGCUUGGUGGUGCAUUAAUUCAUAGUAAAGAAAUUCUCAAGGAGGACUCUUGAGGAGUGGACGUAGGCCGUUGAGCCGAACCACUAUAAAUCCUUGCGUUAAGUUCUUCUUUCCUUUUCUUUUUACUUUCUAUGAAGCUAUUGAUUAUUUACUGCAUUUAAUUUCAUAAGUCUUUUGAACUUUAUUUUUGGACCAAAUUUUUUUAUAUAACCCAAUUCAACCCCCCGCUUGGGUUGCUUUCCUGGUUAACAAUUGGUAUCAGAGCCAUGUCUCUAAGUAGUGUGACUUAACCAUCUUAGAGUGAUCUAUGGCAAACCCUAGCUCCUCUCUCCCAGAAGGUCAAGCCUCAAACAGACCACCUUUCUUCAAUUGCACAAAUUUCAACUAUUGGAAAACUCGCGUGAUUAUGCAUAUUCAAUCUACCGAGUAUGAAGUUUGGAAAAUCAUAUGUGAGGGUCCUAAGGUACCCACAAAAACCAUAAAUGGUAUGCUAGUACCCAAACUUGAGAGUGAGUGGACUAGUGCUGACUAUAAAGAUAUUUAAUUAAAUGUCAAAGCUAUUAAUAUGUUAUAUUGUGCACUUGAUGCUACCGAGUUUAACAAAAUAUGCACUUGUACCACUACAAAAGAAAUUUGGGAUAAACUUGUUGUAACUCAUGAGGAAACCACUCAAGUUAAAGAAUCUAGAAUGAGCUUACUUGUUCACAACUAUGAGUUCUUCAAGAUGAAACCAGAUGAAAACAUAUCCCAAAUGCUCACUCGUUUUACAGAUAUUAUAGACAGUCUUAAAUCUCUUGGGAAAACUUACACUAAUGCAAAAAUUGUCAGAAAAGUCCUUCAAUCAUUGCCAAAAAGUUGGGAGAACAAAGUUAUUGCAGUGAUAGAAGUAAGAGACUUGUCAACAUUGAGCCUUGAUGAGCUAAUGGGAUUUCUCCUAACCCAUGAGAUCAUUAUGCGAGAAGGAAAAGAAGAAGAAGACAAAAAUAAGAAGAAAGGGAUAGCUUUCAAGUCCACCACAAAAUCUCAAGAGAAAGAAGAAGAUGCUUCAGAGGAAGAUGAAGAAAUGACUUUCAUUACCAAAAGAUUCAAAAGAUUUGUGAAGAAGAAACAAGGCGUAAGGAAGUUUUUCAUAAAAGACUUCAACAAAGAUCUUCAAAAAAGAGAAAGUCAUAAAAAAUCCGAAGUGAUCUGCUAUGAAUGUAAUAAGCCAUGACACUACAAAUCGGAAUGUCCCGAGCUAAAAAACAAUUCAAGAAGGAUAAAAAGAAAGCCAUGAUCGCAGCAUGGGGAGAAGAUAGUGAUGACAGCGACUCAGAGACAGAUGCUUGCAAAAAUGAAGUCGCAAAUCUAUGCUUGAUGGCACUUGAAGAUGAGGUAAAUGAUGACUCCUUUACCUUUGAUGAAUUACAAACUGCUUUUGAUGAAUUGCAUGCUGAAUUUAAAAAAUUAAGUUUGAAAAGUAGUUAUCAAAAGAAAAUGGUUUCAAGUUUAUCUCAAGAAAAGAAAUUCUUAACUACUAAGAUCACUACUUUAAAAAAUGAAGUCUUGACAAUGGAAAAGGAGAAAGAAUUCUCAAAGGAAAAAGAAUUUCUCAUGUUAAGUAAAAAGG